This is a messenger RNA of Theileria orientalis strain Shintoku, 2451 nucleotides long. RefSeq lists its product as hypothetical. Lineage: Eukaryota; Apicomplexa; Aconoidasida; Piroplasmida; Theileriidae. The record is from RefSeq and is a predicted model, not a curated record. The coding region runs from base 1 to 2451 and encodes 816 amino acids. The transcript has 2 exons.
AUGGACAAUUUGUACUCUUCCUACGAGGAUUGCUUGAGCGUUUGGCUUCUUAACGUUUACAGGGACCUUCACAAAAACAGAACAUUUGGCAGUCUUAAGCUGCUUCUUAAGCUCCGGAACAUUAAGUUUCUGAAGCAGUUUAGUCACGUGAUUCUCAACUCGAGGGGCGACUUGGACGACCCCUUGGUCGAGUUUCUGCUGUACCUGGUAAGCCUAGUGAGUCCCCAAUGUCCAGACGUUGGCACUUCCAACUGGUCAUCCGCGGACAGUCCCACGAGUGACAGCCUGCCCAGGUCGCCGCCGAUCAGGGCCGCACCCCCGAGUGAUGGCAAAGAGCACACUGGCACGCCUGAAGACAAAGAAAAUGCCACUCUAAAGACAGCAACGGGACCCGGAUCUCCAUCGCAUUUUAAUUCAGAGCGUAGGCGGGCCAAAGGUAUCGGUCCAGGCCUUAAGAUGGGGUCCUCAAGCAUAGAUAGCGUGGCUGACAGCGUAAUGGUCAACACCACGCCCAGAACUCGGAAUGAGGCGGCCGCCAACAGGGGAACCGGCUCGACCAAUCGGUCCCCAAGCAUACUGCCCAGUAUAUUUACCAGUGGUGGCUUCAGACCGGGUCUUUCUUUCAGAGAGGUCACCAGAAGGCUCACGACCUGGAACUUAAAGGGAGGCGUUUACACCCCUGGUGUGCGGGGGUUUAGCAGAACCGGCAGCGCAUCGUCCGAUAGUGGCCUUAUACCGGGACACGUGGUGUUUAUUAACAUGUUUCUCAGUGCCUUGGUUCCCACGCUGCUGUACACAUACUUGCGGAGGGUGAAGGAAAAUCGGAACAAGCACCUUGCGAUAAUUCACGACUACCACAAGUUCUCGACUGUGAGUGGUGCAACAGCCUCUAAUCGCAGAAGGGAUAAAAGGGUUUUCAGGUCAUUCAGGACAAACGCCCAAAGGCUUUUACUGAAAGUAACAUCCUUCAAAGGCCUUUUGGGCUUAAUAGGGCUUGACAACUUGUCAAAGGAACUGGGCGUCUACGAGAGCCUGUUCAGUCACUUCUCAAAGCCUGGCUCCGCGGGUUCAAUGGAACCUCUGGAUAACACCAGCGGACUCCAGCUGCUCUUGUACAAGCUGUCCCUGCUGAACCUCAGCUACCACGACCACAAUUACACUGAGGUGCCUAAGAACAUAUAUAACAUAUACAACAAGCUGGACGACAGCGUCAUCAAGACGCAGCUUGAGUCGAGCCUCAUCUACUGCUAUCGGCUACGCAUAAAUGACCUGAAUCUGAAGUUGAACGUGAACAAGCUGUUUAAAAAUUUGAUUAAGUUUUCAAAGUACCCUGAGGGCAAGUUUAAGCGCUACUACAACCCCCUCGUCAUCGCCUCCACCUCAAACCUCACUCAUGGUUCAACCAGUGCCGGCCACAACGGCGUACUUAGGGAUAAGGCCAUUGGUAACAGGGGCGAUGCCAAUGGCAGUUUCGCGCACGGCCACUCCAGUUGGCGGGAAUUCAGCGACGCGGGCAUGCUGAGGGUGAUAAUGAACGAUCUGGUCUUCUUUGGCAACAACCUGCUCUAUUUGAAUCGAGUCCUCUCCACCAGCCCUAUUAGCGCCACCUGUGGCAGUGGAGCUAAUAGGGCUGAGGGCGAGGGCGCUGCGGCCUUCAGCAACGAGAGUUACCUGGACGACUCUGACAGGUACAUGUACUAUGCGUACAGGAUCCUGUGCCUUGUUAAAGGGGCUGAUGGUGGCCACAAUAGGGCUGGUAAGGCUGCCAAAUUUAGACCCACUCUCCUCCGCGGCCUAAGGAUAAAUAACAUGGAGUAUGUGUACAACGCCUUUUUACACCUGGUUAGAUACGUGUUUCAGCUCAAGAGCACAAGUAGGGACGUAGCGACUCGGAAUACCAGUCACUGGUUUGGAGCUACUGAUACGUGUAAAAGUGAUACAGCUAAUGGUAAUGCUACCAGUGGCGGUGCUACAAGUGGUACUGAAGAUAAUAAUAAGCCGAGUCUAAGCAAUAAGUACAGCAUAUUUGACUGCAGGGGCAGGGGCAAAAGGGUCUUUGUUAGCGACGACCUGUGCCUGCUCGUGCUCAAGAUUAACUUCGACUUCUACCGCCUGGUAUUCACCAAUUUGUCAGCACUCAAAGAGGUUCAGGGGGCGAUUCUGGCCAGUGGCCAGAGCAAGGCAGUCAGUGAGCAGGACUGUUGCAACGUGACACACUACAGCAGUCAGGAUUUAACAGACAGGGUAAACGCAUUCGUGGAAAACGACGAAGACCUGGCCCGGAGGUACUUAUACUCAGCACACACGCACUCGAAUGUUGUUAGCACCUUCAGGGAGGUGAAGAGGAGGAUAAGCUACGAAAUGUACCCAGUGUCGUACUGGCUGGCCUGCUCACACUUGAAACUGCUCGAGAGCAGGUUGGACUCGCAGUGCCAGUCUAAGCCGCCGUAA